Messenger RNA from Bombus terrestris (buff-tailed bumblebee), 1984 nucleotides. Its product is annotated as pickpocket protein 11. NCBI's taxonomy places the organism in Eukaryota, Metazoa, Arthropoda, Insecta, Hymenoptera, Apidae. The record is from RefSeq and is a predicted model, not a curated record. Gene Ontology annotation, molecular function: ligand-gated sodium channel activity. Gene Ontology annotation, cellular component: membrane. The coding region runs from base 189 to 1706 and encodes 505 amino acids. Gene Ontology annotation, biological process: sodium ion transmembrane transport. The transcript has 8 exons.
UUAUUACGUUAUCAUUCAUAAUUAAUAGAAGCAUCGCGUGCAGUGUCUCUCAUCGAUCGAUGGAAAUGCCAACGAAUUAGAUAGAGAAUGAUUAUAACACGAAUCUUUUUCUGUAUUACAAACAUUUACUUUAAUAUCCAUUCGCGUGGAUUUGAUCGAAAGAAAGAGUCACCCGCGAACGAAAAGGCAUGCCGAAAAUACCGAAAAAUAUAUCGGAGAAGACACAGGAGAAAAAUAAUUAUUUCUACGAGAAUGAGAUAUUACCGGACUUCCAAGCUCGUUGGGGAGCUACGUUGAAACAAAGGAAAUCCGUAUUCGAACAUUAUCCAAAUCAUAUCGGCAUGCCAAUCAUCAGUGCGAAAUCGAACGCAGGAAAAUAUUUUGUAGAAUUCGCGAGUUCUUCGUCUGUACACGGCUUAAAUCAUCUGGUAGCACCAAAUAGACACCCCGUUGAGACAUUUCUCGCCGCCUUCUGCAUUCUUGGAGCUCUAUUGUGCCUGAUCUUCCUGUCGUUUCUACUCUGGGGUCGUUACCAGAAUAACGCCACAGUUAUCGUGGUAGAUACUGAUCGAGACCAAUUUGUAACAUUGAAACCAGCGCUGUUUAUUUGCCCGGUACCAAGCGUGGAGCUAAAGAAGAUUCCACAUGUAUUCAAGAAACACGGUAUUAAACACACAUCAGAGGCAGAACAGUUCUUCGUCUUUCUUGGCAACGUCACUUAUGAAAAUAUGAUGAAUACACCUAUCUUCGACCAAGUUCCAGCGAACAAGUGGCUAGAGAUACUUUACGACUUGAAGAAAGAUAUUUCUCCGAAUAUUCUGAAAGAGAACGACCCUUAUGAAACGUGGGUAAUGACAGAAAGAGGCGCGUGCUUAACAACUAGGAGCGUCUUCGCAACCUAUGCUACUUUAAACUACUGGAAGAAUGACAACUGGACCAUUAUUCCUAUACCAGACAAAUUACCAUUGUACGAUUACAACAUCGACGGCAUACAAGAAAAUUUCGCCGUGGAGCAUAUGGCUUUGAUCGCCGCAUGCGAUCCUUUUGAGCUGAUAAUAUACGACACUCCAAUGAGAUGGGUAAAACCAAGGAUGCUGCAACGUGCCAUCAUGUCGAUAACUCAGAUUAAUAUGAACCCAAACGUUAAAGAGCUUCGUGCUCAUCAAAGAAAUUGCAAAGAUUUCCACGAUGCUGGUUUAAAAACAUGGCCAGUGUAUACGAGAAAUAUGUGCAUCACCGAAUGUAGGAUGAAAGUGAUACAGGACAAAUGCAAUUGUCGUCCGCAUUUUGCCAGGCCCAUUGAGGGUGUAGACACUUGCAAUUCCACGCAACUUCGAUGUAUCGGAAAAGCGACGCAGAGCCUUUUUCUGUUCCAAUAUCCACCCCGUUCUUGCGAAUGCGCCCCAAAAUGCAAUGUCUUUACCUAUCAAAUCAGAGAUAGUGAAAACACCGAACUAAACGAUACACCGAUAAAUAUGUCUGUUAUGACUUUAAUCGUCGAGCUUCCGCAAAUUAUCUACCAUCGAGCAUUGUUGUACGGGUUUCACGAUUUUCUAACUGGUGUUGGAGGUGCGGCGGGAUUGUUUCUGGGAGUCAGUGUACUAUCCUUCGUUGAAAUACUCUAUUAUAGCACCAUACAUUUGUACUUCUACGUGAAACGAAUGAAACAGAGACGCAAGAAAAUGGCAAUCAGUAUAUCUAACUAAGAACAUCUCCUUUAUUUUCGAAGGAAGGAGAAUUCGAGAUGCACAAACGCGAAGUAUUUAAAAAAUAUCGUUUAUUGUAAACAUUGUUACCUCUUUCCGACAGGACAGAUGUAAAAUAAAUAUCAUUACAUACACAUACAACUGUACACGCAACGAGUCGAGGUCGUGCAAUGAUUGUACAUUAAUUUACAAAGAGACUCAAGAGCAGAAUUACGAUGAAUACUUCUCAUUUUGAUUUAACUUUCCCAUAUCGACACAAUCGAUGAUAAGACUAGCUA